Molecule: messenger RNA, 1672 nt
Organism: Ricinus communis (castor bean)
Lineage: Eukaryota; Viridiplantae; Streptophyta; Magnoliopsida; Malpighiales; Euphorbiaceae
Product: P-loop guanosine triphosphatase YjiA
Exons: 10
Coding region: 141-1511 (456 amino acids)
Cellular component (GO): cytoplasm
Source: RefSeq, a predicted model, not a curated record
GGAAUUGCUAGAAGAAAGGAACGUCCAGGAACACAAAUCAAAAUUCGCUCUUGUCCUCUUCAAUAAAAUAUCUAAACCUCUGAAAAACCUCUCUCAGGACAAAACACAAACAUAGAGGGAGCAAUCUACUGCACUUAAUUAUGGCUUCUUCACUAUCUGUAGAUAUAGCCACAACUUUCUUCUCCUUCACUUCUCGUCACCAGACCCCGAUUUCCAGAAUCCGAACUGCUGUCCUCCCUCUUUUAUUGAAACCCAAACAAUCCUUAUCUCUCAGAACCACACCGUUUUCUCACUCCCCAAGAAUCCUCUCCAAACCUAAUACUUUCAAUCUCCAUCGAAGAUUCUCUGUCUCCGCCGCUUCCUCCUCCACCACUGCCGCUCCUCAGAGUGAGGAUUCUGACUUGACCACUAAAAUUCCUCCUGAUAAUCGGAUUCCUGCUACCAUAAUUACUGGGUUUUUGGGGUCUGGAAAGACAACGUUACUUAAUCAUAUCUUGACAGCAGACCACGGGAAGCGCAUUGCAGUGAUUGAGAAUGAGUAUGGUGAAGUUGACAUUGAUGGUUCUCUAGUUGCUGCAAAAACUACUGGAGCUGAGGAUAUUAUUAUGUUGAAUAAUGGUUGUCUGUGCUGUACAGUGAGGGGGGAUCUUGUGAGGAUGAUCGGAGAAUUGGUUGAUAAAAAGAGAGGGAAUUUUGAUCAUAUUGUAAUAGAGACUACAGGGCUUGCAAAUCCAGCACCUAUCAUUCAAACUUUUUAUGCUGAGGAUAAGAUUUUUAAUGAUGUCAAAUUGGAUGGUGUCGUAACUUUGGUUGAUGCUAAACAUGCCACUUUUCAUCUGGAUGAGGUUAAGCCAAAGGGAGUCGUCAACGAGGCUAUGGAGCAAAUUGCUUAUGCUGACCGGGUUAUAGUAAAUAAGACUGAUCUUGUUGGUGAGAAAGAAAUUGCUUCUUUGGUUCAGCGGAUAAGGAAUAUCAACCGCAUGGCUCAUAUGAAAAGGACACAGUUUGGACAAGUUGACCUGGAUUACGUCCUUGGUAUUGGGGGCUUUGAUUUAGAGAGGAUUGAUAGUGCUGUAGAUGCAGAAGGUGGAAAGGAAGAUCAUGCUAGUCAUGACCAUGACCAUGGCCAUGACCACCAUCUCCAUCAUCAUGAUGAACAUGACCAUCAUCAUGAUCAUCAUGAUGGUCAACAUUCCCAUGAUCAUACUCACGAUCCUGGUGUUUCUUCUGUCAGCAUAGUAUGUGAAGGGAUCUUAGAUUUAGAGAAGGCUAACAUGUGGCUUGGUAAUCUGUUGCUGGAUCGUAGCGAGGACAUAUAUCGGAUGAAAGGUCUUUUGUGUGUUCAAGGCAUGGAUGAGAGAUUUGUAUUUCAGGGUGUUCACGACAUAUUCCAAGGCUCACCAGAUCGGCUGUGGGGCCCAGAUGAACCUAGAAUAAACAAGAUUGUAUUCAUAGGGAAGAACUUGGAGGCACAAGAAAUCGAGAAGGGCUUCAAAGCCUGUUUGCUGUGAUUGCUGAACUGAAGGCUUAAUUGUGGUCCAAUUUUUGCUAAUGUGAAGAGGUUCUGGUAGUUGAUGUCUAAUCAAGCGAACAUGGAUUUGUAAAUGAUAUUUUACAUAGAACAAACACACUCUAUAAAUUAUAAUCAAGUAGUCUAUUUAGUUGCUCAAAA